Molecule: messenger RNA, 1851 nt
Organism: Miscanthus lutarioriparius
Lineage: Eukaryota; Viridiplantae; Streptophyta; Magnoliopsida; Poales; Poaceae
Source: the annotation of a GenBank genome assembly
AUGGAAAGCUUCAAGCUCUCCUCGCUGACCCUUGUGUUGACGUUCCUUCUCCUUGCUGCCGUUGCCGUGGUCGCCGGCGAUGAGCUCACCACGUUCAUCGUCCAUGUGCAGCCCCAGAAGAACCAGAUGCUCGCUACCGCCGACGACCGGAACACGUGGUUCGUGACGGCGGUCCCGGACCAGAUGUACGAGCUGCACACGACGCACACGCCUCAGUUCCUCGGGCUGGGCGCCCGGGAGGCCAAGAGGUCCUACCCCGUUGCCGAACACGGCGCUGGGGUCAUCAUCGGCGUGCUCGACACCGGCAUCGUACCGUCGCACCCCUCCUUCAGCGAUGACGGCAUGCCGCCGCCGCCGGCCAGGUGGAAUGGGUGCUGCGACUUCAAUGGCCGCGCGGUGCGCAACAACAAGCUCAUCGGCGCCCGCUCUUUCGUGCCCAGCCCUAACGCCACGACCAACUCCACUUCCGAUGACUGGCGGGCGCCGCCGGUCGAGGACGAAGGGCACGGCACGCACACUGCCAGCACGGCCGCGGGAGCCGCCGUGCCAGGCGCUCAGGCUCUUGGCCAGGCCAUGGGUACCGCCACCGGGAUAGCGCCCCGCGCGCACGUCGCGAUGUACAAGGUCUGCAACAAGACGGGAUGCCCGGGUUCUGCCAUCCUCGCCGCUGUGGACGCCGCCGUGGGUGACGGCUGCGACAUCAUCUCCAUGUCCCUCGGUGGAUCUUCGACGCCGUUCUACCAGGACAGCGUCGCCAUCGCGACGUUCGGCGCGAUCGAGAAGGGAGUCUCCGUUACCAUGUCGGCCGGCAACUCUGGCCCGAACGUCAGCUCUGUGACAAACGAGGCGCCGUGGAUGCUCACCGUCGCUGCAGCACGAUGGACCGCUCCAUUCGUUCGACGCGGGAAGCCGUACGCCGAGCUCUGCGGCAACGGCUCGCUGGACGGCAUGGACGUCAGGGGCAAGAUCGUGCUCUGCGAACUGGGGGGCGGGCCGGGACACAACAUCACGAGGAUACUGAAAGGCGCGGUGGUCCAAAGCGCCGGCGGCGCCGGCAUGAUACUGCUCAACACAUUUCCUCAAGGCUACAACACGCUCGCCGACGCACACGUCCUGCCGGCGUUGCACGUCGACUACGCCGCCGCUUCAGCCAUCAAGUCCUACGUCAAUUCCACGUCGAACGCCACGGCGCAGAUCAUCUUUGAGGGUACAAUCCUCGGCACGCCACCUGCUCCAUCCAUCGCCGCCUUCUCCUCUCGUGGGCCUAGCAUUGAGAACCCCGGCAUUCUGAAGCCCGACAUCAUGGGCCCCGGCGUCAACGUGCUCGCCGCAUGGCCGUUCCAGGUUGGCCCGCCGUCGGCACCUGUUCUCCCUGGACCGACCUUCAACGUCAUCUCCGGCACGUGGCCGUCGGCGCCUCACCUCAGCGGCGUCGUGGCGCUCGUCAAGAGCAAGCACCCUCACUGCGUGUGCCGGCGGGACCCUGAGAAGGCCGCGGACCCCGGCCUGGUCUACGAUAUCGCGGCCAGCGACUACAUCGGCUACCUCUGCGGCCUGUACGACAGCCAGAACGUGUCGGUGAUCGCGAGAAGGCCGGUCGACUGCUCGGCCGUCACGGUGAUCCCGGAGAGCAUGCUGAAUUACCCGUCCAUCUCUGUCGCGUUCCAGCAGACGUGGAAUCGGAGCACGCCCGCGGUCGUUGAGCGCACGGUGAAGAACGUCGGGGAGGUGCCGUCGGUGUACUACGCGGCGGUUGACAUAUUUGACGACGACGCGACUGAGGCUCUAAUUUGUCAUUUUGUUCCUGGCGCUUUGUUUAAUAGUUCCAAGACCAAGGAGGGAAGACUGUGA